CUUGUAGCGGUUUUCAAAGACGUAGGAGUCUGUCGGAUACAGUGAAUGCUGAGUAUGUACUUUGGUAUGUCCGCCUAGCCUUAACCUGUCAUUGACGUUCAUGUUGGAUUUGUUAAGGGUGUGUAUAGACGCGUUAAAAAAGUACAAAAUGGCUCAUCUCGUUUCGUUGUCCGCAUCCGACGAAAAAUUGGGAUUGUGAAAACUGUGACCCAGCGUGCCGUCCGCGGUAGCUCGAAAACUUGUUGUCGUGUAGUAGAGCCGACGUGACACUUGCUGAAAGGAGGCUUGGUGAGAGUCGCGUGGUCGCCUCCGUUUUCGCUAACGAAGCUGUUCCGAGAGCCGGUCAUUGAAGCAGCGCUGACAGCUGCGAUAACUGUUCGACGUCGCACGUCGCUGGCGAGAUAGGAGGGAUCCGUGUAUGCAACUCGCUCCAGCGCUAAGCCGGAAGGUAGGGUUUCCGGAGAGGACGCAAUGCCGCCCGAUACGGUGGGAACGGAGCUGGAUGAGGUAAGAUGAAAUGAUGACCUUGACACAGAUUGAGCAUUCUGUUUCUCCUAACAUGAAAUAUUGCAAUGUUUUGUCUUUUCAUUUUUUUACAGUCGUAUUCUACAGUAUCCCGGGGAGAUGAAUCAAAGAUCCUUUACAUCCGAAAAAGGUUGUCGUAAGCGUCACAGAUGCACCGGCUACAACGGAUUCAAGAGCUACAGACUCAAGGACAGCAGAGGCAAUAGUUAUGGUUCUCAAUGAUUUCAGUAACAUCUUCUACGUCUACGUCUCUCGUUGUGCGUUAGGAACCUUGUCGAAAAAAUGAAACACAUUUUCGAGUUUCGACCUGCCCGCUUGAAGAUAGGGUUGUUUCUUGAGUCGUCAAGUGCUCGUCGGUCUAAACUUUGCGCACCGAAGACACCGAGUGCCACACCAAAAGUAGGAGAAACACUAGGUGCGUCUCCGUCAAGCCCUACAAAAGACACUUCCGGCGCGGUCGUUUCUACCACGGGGAGCCCGGUGAAGUUAUGUCUGAGAAUCUUCUAUCUGAUAGAGAGUACUCAGGGAGCAUUAUAGGUCGUGUCCGCAGCGCGCUUCAGAGAAGGCGAGGAUCGUGCAAUAUCAACGCAGUUCCUUGGGUGCAGCCGACACUUGUACCCAACGUGAUCAAACAUGAGCCAAGUAAGUGUCAUCCCCCUGCUCUAAUACCACUCAAAGAUGUAGAUUCAUCCUUGAUAUGUCCACCAGCUGGCAGCGAGCAAGCAGGUGGUUCUGAGCCUAGUCAGCGGAAAGCAGAACCUCCACCAGAAACGAAAGCGCUAUACGAGAUAUGGCCAGGGCAGAACAAAUUCUUCUGCUAUGGCAUGUGUGUUACGGUAUCGAUGUUUUUUUCGUUUUCCCAGACAACGUUCGUUGUUUUUUCUGAAAUAGAUACUGACGGAAGAGUAACAACUGCGUAGACGACGUACUAGCACACAGUUUGGGCCUUCCCACGAGCCCCGCAUUGUCAACCUGAAAACAAUUUUCCCCUCGUUCCACCAGGCCAAAGAAACCGAGACGUUUAGCUUCGUGGAAGCGUGUUGUGACCUUCUGUCACUGUGCUUUCCGUGCUGCACAUUCUGCAACCCGGAUAAUUGGAUAACAGUGCGAGACGGACCGGAUCCUGUGAGAACAUUUUCGAGUGCGCAUAUAUGCGCAUGGUUCUCGCUAUUGAUGCCGAUGAUAUUAAGGUCCAGGUCUGCCAAAUGAGAAAGAUAUUGAUGAUGAAGAAUUUUCAGUGCCAGCAGUAGCAGUAUUGUUCCAUUGAUUCUCUAGUAAAGGUAAAGAAGUCUUCGUGUCAGUGCUGGCAUUCAUUUCUAAAAUUGAUAUCUUCGGGCGUUGAAUUCAACUUCGAGUAGAGAGAGAAAAUCGGUAAGCUUUUUGCUGGCGCAGCUCUAAUCUGAUUUUUCUGCACUUUCACGUAUAUGGAGC
Molecule: messenger RNA, 1956 nt
Organism: Amoebophrya sp. A25
Lineage: Eukaryota; Dinophyceae; Syndiniales; Amoebophryaceae
Source: the annotation of a GenBank genome assembly